AUGAAGUGUAGAUUGAAAGUGAAGAUCAGCGUCCAGAAGGCCGGAGAAAUCUGGUGCAAACAGGACAAACCGCAGCACGGGGGCCCGCUAGACCGACCGCAUCGAGUCUCCCUGCAACCUCGACUUCUUCGGAUCUCCGCUGCAAGCCCGACGACUUGCUCCAGCUCCCUGCUGUAUAUCGCCCAAGAUGUCGACCAUCAUCCGGACCUUGCGGAACCUGAAAAGAAUUGGCAUCAAGGAUUAUGGCCACCAAAUGCAGGUGAUACCAAAGCCGGUACCUUGAUUGGCACCGACCGCUACGGCAACAAAUUUUUCGAGAACAUGGAAGAGGAGCUCCCUCUCCGAACGCGGUGGGUGGACUACAAGGAGAAGGAAUAUGACCCUUCGCAGAUCGAGCCUGGCUGGCACGCCUGGAUCUCGUACCUCGUUGAUGCUCCCCCUACUGCCGAUAAGCUCAUGCAGACUGGCCAGCGCGCCUGGGAGCUCCCUGAGCACAGGCCCAACCUGUCUCUGAGCCGCGCUGCUUUCAAGACUUACUCGACCACCCGCCCUAAGUACUCUGCUUGGGAACCCGUUGCCGCUCCCCGGUAA
This is a messenger RNA of Aspergillus affinis, 591 nucleotides long. Its product is annotated as complex I NDUFA12 subunit family protein. Bases 1 to 591 code for a protein of 196 amino acids. The transcript has 6 exons. Gene Ontology annotation, cellular component: membrane. The record is from RefSeq and is a predicted model, not a curated record. Lineage: Eukaryota; Fungi; Ascomycota; Eurotiomycetes; Eurotiales; Aspergillaceae. Gene Ontology annotation, biological process: response to oxidative stress; mitochondrial respiratory chain complex I assembly.